AUGGUAAAAUUGAACGGGCAGAGCCUCUUCACUGUGAAAAGCUAUGGGUGUGUUGACAUUGGCAGGAAGAGGAAUCAUGGGAUGCUUGGAGAGGAGAGAGAGGAGUGCAGUGCACCGCUAGUGCUCGAGAUCAGAGCUGCCUUCAACUAUCCGAGUGGGUCUUUGUUCUAUCAUGGCGGAACAGGUAGGAUAUCAGAAUCGAUUCGUCACAGUUACUCAGAGUUCAAGAAAUAUGUGGUAUCAGUCUUGACGGAUCUCUCACAACCCGAGAGCCAGAAGCACCAUCUCUCCGUGAAGAACAGGCCUCUGACUGUCUUGGCGGCUGCUUCAGCUUACUUCUCUGUGUUUGGAAUUUACGACAAUGAACGGAAUUUAAACGGAACACUACACCUGAAGAAAUUGAAGAGGCUAGAUCUAUAUAACAAUGAUCUACAGCAGGUCCCCUCAUUGUACAAGCAAACUUUAGUGGAGGCUCAAAAUUUGUCUUCCAGUCAGCUUGAAGGUGUGCAUCUCGAGGAGCUGGAUCUUUCGCAUAACAGUUUGGUCAAUGAUGAAUUGAAUGGUGCGAAGUCACUGGAAGGCUUGUGCGGAUUGAGGAACCUUGAAGUGUUGGAUAUUAGUUUUAAUGAAUUUUCGGGCCCUCUUCCAUCAUGCUUCUUCAAUCUGACCUCACUCCGGAAACUUGAUGUUUACGAUAAUCAUUUUAGCGGGGCCAUUCCUUUGUCUGUCCUCUCUAAUCUCAAGUCACUUGAAUUUAUUGACUUUUCUAGAAAUGCAUUUGAAGGCUCACUUUCCCUUGCUUCCAUGGCUAACAACUCUAACCUUGAGGUAUUCCGCCUCCUCGACAACCACAAUCAUCUUGAAGUAAAUACGGAAGAGCCCACUUGGUUUCCUUCAUUUCAACUAAAGGAGUUUAGUUUAUCAAACUGUCCGCUCAAUAAAGACACAAAUGGCGUAAUUCCCAGCUUUUUGAAAGAACAACAUGACUUGAGAGUUGUUGAAAUUAGCCACAGUGGAAUGACGGGAAAUUUCCCUAAUUGGCUAUUGGUGAAGAAUUUAUAUCUACGAGAAUUCCAACUCAGAGGCAACAAUUUAUCAGGUGCUUUUGCUUUGCCUUCCAAUUUGAGUCUUGAUGGCAUGAGGCUUUUUGAUGUGUCUGCUAAUUUUAUUGGAGGAGCUUCCAUCUUGGAUUGGUUCUAUCCUCCCGGAUUUGCUUUUUCUGAACUUGUCAACCAACUUAUUGAAAGGUAG
Eucalyptus grandis is the source of this 1251-nucleotide messenger RNA. Its product is annotated as receptor-like protein 9a. Bases 1 to 1251 code for a protein of 416 amino acids. NCBI's taxonomy places the organism in Eukaryota, Viridiplantae, Streptophyta, Magnoliopsida, Myrtales, Myrtaceae. The transcript is spliced from 6 exons. Gene Ontology annotation, molecular function: protein binding. The record is from RefSeq and is a predicted model, not a curated record.